Molecule: messenger RNA, 810 nt
Organism: Hyaloscypha bicolor E
Lineage: Eukaryota; Fungi; Ascomycota; Leotiomycetes; Helotiales; Hyaloscyphaceae
Exons: 1
Coding region: 248-490 (80 amino acids)
Source: RefSeq, a predicted model, not a curated record
GUUCUCUGCUCUUUGCAAUAGUUUUUCAUAUAGGACUUCACUACUUAAAAGUUUGUUGAAAACCCGCAUAGGUGUCAUUUGACUUCCUCCUUCCUGCACUCUAAAAUACUUGUCAUUCCUCAUCUCAACUCGCUUGGCACAAAGCUCAACAAACACCGCACCCUAUCUCUUGCCUUUCGAUCAAAAUCAAGGCAAAUUCAGCACCCACCAUGUCUAAUCUAGCACCCAAAAUACUCAUCAUUCCAACAUGAAUUUUGACCUGGUCCUAGCACAUCCCGCGUUAUCUGGAACGCAGUGGCAGGGUUGCGAUACCAGGCCGUGGAGCCGUGUCUCUAGUGAACUUGGUGUUGAGGGCAUAGAUGUAUCGCUGCAGGCAGUCGAUGGUGGCGUUGCCGUCGUUGUCGGCGAACAUGCUCCUUGGGUAUCAGUGUGUUAUUGGACUAUCAUAGCAAUUGCUGGAUUAAGCAAUGUACUGUACGGAAAGAGGUAGGGAGGUGGGGGUUUGGGUUAAGAGAAAAAGGUCUAAGAUACUGUAGAGUGGAACAUAAGAGGAGGAAAGUGGUACAGUUGCUGUUGAAGGUUACGGCGCCGUUAUCGAUGGCGAUGGAAAAUUGGACCUGGUUGCUGCUCUCGAUGACGCGAAAGUUUUGGAGGCAGCAGAGGGCCGGGGCGAUAGAAAUGAAGGGGAAGAGGGCAGUGAGUCCAUGGUGGAAAUGGACACGAGGGUGAAUUGCUAUGAGUAAGAGAAGCAGCGAGUUGUAUCACGACCCGUGGCUGGUGUUCUGGAUGCAGAAUCAGCUGUAUUGGGUG